GGGGGGGAGGGGGUUGAGCGUCCCCCGGGUUCUUGGCAGCGCGUGAGACCCCGAGGGCAAAGGUAGGAAGGAGCCGAGCUGGCUGCUGGGUUGUGCACGCUGCAGGAAGCGAAGGGGCGAAGUCUGCAAAGCCCAGCUGGGGGGCUGAGAAGCACAUGGCCUGUGGCCCCCCCGAGUGGCCUGUGGGAGGCAUCCGGCCUCUUUCUGCACUCGCUUAAAAACACCCAAUACCGGAGCAUCGGAAGGAUGUUCCCCUAAAAUACAUCCAGAUAAUGCAAGGCUUCCUCCCACACCAGGAAGCAAAUGCUCCCCACCUCCACAGUGAGCAAAUCGCCUUCCACAGGGGGCCAGAGCUUGGGGGAGUCUAGUUGAAAAGAGGAUUCCCGUGGAGUUUGUUUUAAUUAAGCUUAUAAAGGAUUCUUUGUCAUUUCUGCAAAGUCUAAUGGUUUUUUUUAGCGAGGAUGCAGGAUGUCUAGGGUUUUCUGUGCCCCUCACGGCCUAUCCAGGUGGAGUGCUAGCAGAUGAAUCUGUGCUAAGAACUGAACUCUGCGUCCUAGUUUUCCCAUCUGUAAAAUGGGAAUCAGCCUGUGGUGGAGUGUUAAAAUGAACGAGUGGGCGCCCAUAGCGAAAGAGUAUGACCCCCUCAAAGCAGGGAGCAUUGAUGGCACAGAUGAAGAGCCCCAUGACCGUGCCAUUUGGAGGGCCAUGUUGGCACGGUACGUACCUAAUAAGGGGGUUACAGGAGAUCCCCACCUCACUCUGUUUGUAGCAAGACUGAAUCUACAAACCACAGAGGAGAAGCUGAAGGAAGCCUUUUCCAGGUAUGGAGACAUUAGGAAGAUUCGUCUGGUUAGAGACUUGGUCACAGGUUUUUCCAAGGGCUAUGCGUUUAUAGAGUACAAAGAGGAACGGUCGCUCUUGAAAGCCCAUAGAGAUGCCAACAGGCUGGUUAUUGACCAGCAUGAGAUAUUUGUGGACUUCGAGCUGGAAAGGACCCUCAAAGGAUGGAUCCCUCGGAGACUUGGAGGUGGUUUUGGAGGCAAGAAGGAAUCCGGGCAGCUGCGGUUUGGAGGGCGGGACAGGCCUUUCCGAAAGCCCAUCAAUUUGCCAACUAUGAAAAGUGACUUCUAUGGAGAGGGGUCAGUGGAGAAAAGAGAGAGGAGCUGGUCUCGUGAGGGAGCGAGGGACUGGAGAGCGAGGGACCGAGACCCUGAAAGGAACCGAGACAAGAGAUGGCUGGAAAGGGAGCGAUCGUGGGCUUGGGGUGAAAGCAACCGGGAAAGAGAGCGGGAUUCCAAAGAGGAAAGGAGCAGAGGAAGAGAGAGGAAGGACAGAGAGAGAAAAGACAGGGAAAGAGACCGGAGCAAGGAGAGAGACCCUAAGAAGCAGAGAGAUGACGACAAACAUCGGUAGAAGAAAGAUCCGUUAAGCUGAACACCCAUGAACUGUGGGGAAGUUUACAGCCAGACCCCUCCAAAACCUUCUGAUUCAAACAAUCCUGAACUGAGGUCAGGUUCUAAACCAGGCAUGGGCCCGCCUCUGGUUUAAGAAAGCUCUGAGCACAGAUUCAACCUGUGGCUUUGCUGCGGGCUUCCAGCCUGCAAGGAGUCCUGCUAAUCACCUGGAACUAGAUCCUCAGCGGGUGUAAAAUUGGAUAGAGCCACUGUCUUCACCAAAGCUGGGCCAGCCAAGCAGCUGGCCCAUUGUCUCUGGUUUAUUGUCCUUCAGGUAAUUUCUAUGGUGGUUUUGCCAGAAAGAGGGGACAAUGACUCCUGCAGUAACCUGUACCUGUGUUGAGUUGUGACUCUCUUAUUUAUAGAGCUUUUGUUCUUUGUCUCAUGUAUUAUGUGGUAUCUGCCUUUUCUUUGGUUUGAUUCCCCACCCCCACCUUGUUAAAUUUAAAAUUUAAAUUGUUCUUUGUGUGCAAGCAAAUCUUCCUGUAGGUGUAUUUUAAGUAUGCAGUGACUGUCUCCUUUCCUUCUGGAGGUCAGGACUGUAGCAGGAUUCCUUAACAUGGUUCAAACCAUUCUAUACAGGCAAGGCCAACAUCUCUUAUAAACAGGACAGAGCCCCAGUUCUGUUAUGACAUGAUUCCCCCUUACUCAGUAGUUUACCUCUAUAGAUGGGCCCUUAUCCUGUGUUAGAUUCAGCAUAGCCCUCCCCCACUCACUCAGUUUGGAGCUGAGCGUGCUGCAGCUGGCAUUGGUAUCAUAGUCCCAGCCUUCCAGAUAUUGACAGGAGUCCUGCAGGAAAAAGAGGAGAGCCAGAACUGGGCAUUCACAGCAAAAGUGUUAGAAGGCAGAUCUUAAGACACAGCCAAUUAUUUUAUUUGUUGCUCUUCAGAGGUUUUCUUUACGCAAAGUCUCACUAAUGUGUUUUAUAGAGCGGAGUGGAGGGGUAGCAGGAUCUGGGAAAUAACAAAAGCAUUGGAAAGCACACAGUAUUGCAUUUACUGCAUCUGAUGGUAUCGGGCUCUAUGUAGUUCCAUUUCUAAGAACGUUAAGGAACCAGUAAUCACUGUUUGCUGUGGGUUCUCUAUUAUACUUUGCUGCGGGGAGACCCAAUGGAAUGUACAAGUUGUAUGUACCUAUGAAAAUAAAAAGGAAAUGUUUAAAAAAAUUUUAACUACACGAUACUUGGCAUUCUGUAAGGAACACCAGACUUACAGAUGUGCCUGUAUUCACACCUAAUUCAGUGGGAUGCAAAAUGAAACAUGUGUCCAGGCUUCUUGGCUAUUGAGAGAAUGGCUUGUUUGUAUAUGAGAGAGCCCGGCCCUUAAAUAUUUCCUAUAUAUGCCAUGUGCUCAUAUGACAGACUGAUGAAGUCACCUAUUGAAGAAAUAUCUGUAAAAUCAUCAUCUUUGGCUUUUGCAAAUGUUUCACACAAUAUAAAACGGAUAGGAAAUGAUUCAGCUGCUUGAGAGAUAUGGGGAUAGACAUAAUGUUUGUUUUUGACUGGUGUUGGGUGCAAUGGGGAAACAUGCCUUAGAAAUCUUUCUUUUAAUGGAUAGCUGCUUCAUUCAAUCCUCGCCUUUAACUAGCAGAACUUGUAUGUUCUAGACAUAGAGAUACAUGAGGGCAGAUUGCAGGUCACAUGACUUCUCAGGUUAAUUUCCAGCAGCUGUUGCGGCUAUAGCACAUCCCAAUGUAAAGUCUAUGGAGAGCGCCCAGUCAAAGCAAAGUGACCCGACUUUCAUCUGUGUAUUCCUUUGUUUUGAAACUCCUGCUUUAGCUUUCAGAAUGAUGUCCCUGGACCAGCCAGUGGGACAGUUAUGCAAUGUAAUACAACAGCCAUGUAACCUGUUGUCGACCCUUUGUACCACCACAGCUGCUGUUGGGUGCUUCUCCCAUAUGGGUGCAAGAAUUAUGUAGUUUGUAAUUUUGUUAUUGUCCCUCCUUGUCUCCUGCUC
Molecule: messenger RNA, 3409 nt
Organism: Trachemys scripta elegans
Lineage: Eukaryota; Metazoa; Chordata; Testudines; Emydidae
Gene: SNRNP35
Product: small nuclear ribonucleoprotein U11/U12 subunit 35
Exons: 2
Coding region: 574-1413 (279 amino acids)
Biological process (GO): mRNA splicing, via spliceosome
Cellular component (GO): U12-type spliceosomal complex; precatalytic spliceosome
Molecular function (GO): snRNA binding; mRNA binding
Source: RefSeq, a predicted model, not a curated record